This is a messenger RNA of Lodderomyces elongisporus, 1449 nucleotides long. RefSeq names its product putative mannosyltransferase (gene KTR4). Gene Ontology annotation, molecular function: alpha-1,2-mannosyltransferase activity. Lineage: Eukaryota; Fungi; Ascomycota; Pichiomycetes; Serinales; Debaryomycetaceae. Gene Ontology annotation, biological process: cell wall mannoprotein biosynthetic process; protein N-linked glycosylation; protein O-linked glycosylation. The coding region runs from base 1 to 1449 and encodes 482 amino acids. The record is from RefSeq and is a predicted model, not a curated record. The transcript has a single exon. Gene Ontology annotation, cellular component: Golgi apparatus; membrane.
AUGGUUACAAUUAGAAAAAGGAAAUUGUUAUAUUUCGUGAUCUUCUCAUUGACAUGCAUCUUGUUUCUAUUACAUCUGCUAAAUAGUGGUGGGAUUUAUCGUGGCAGUAAUGAUUCCAAGCUGUCCGAUAGCAGCAGCAAUAAUAAUAAUAAUAACGAUUGGUCAUUUAAAUCGCUCACAGAACGAUUCGACUUUUCAUACUUGCCCAACCUAAGUAACAACCUCAAGUCAUCCUACAAUCAGCUAAACUUAAUCUCGGACCCAGGGUUGGAAAAGAAAGGAUAUAUAUUAGAGCCGGGCAAUGUCAAGUUCAAAUUUAUCAAUAAUGUAAAGAAAAGAGGUACUCCAGAGCAAGUUAUUAAUGAGAAUAUGGAAAAGUAUAGACAGCUAAUGAACAAAGAGAUUGGAAAGCCUCAGGACGCGUCGUUAGUGCCGCCUCCCGACGACUCGCAUGAAUAUGAUAAAAAAAGAGCAAACGCAACUAUUCUUGCACUUGUGAGAAAUGAGGAGUUGAUAAAAAUUGGGCAAAGUAUAAAAAAGUUUCAGAGGCUGUUUAAUUCGAAAUUCAACUAUCCGUAUACGUUUAUCAAUGAUCAGCCAUUUACUGAAAGAUUCAAGCAACGAAUCACCAAGUAUACAGAAAAUGCACCAGUUGAGUUUGUAGUGAUAAAGCCUGAACAAUGGAAUAAACCAAGCUUUAUCGACGAGGCAAAAGAAGCUAAGGAAAUGCAGCUAAUGCAUGACCACAAUAUCGCUUAUGCAAAGAAAGCAUCGUACCAUAACAUGUGUCGUUUUUACCUGGGACAAUUCUAUAAUUUACCAGAGUUGCAAAAAUACAAGUAUUAUUGGAGGAUAGAACCGCAAGUGAAAUUCUUUACCGACGUCCAGUAUGACGUGCUUAAAUACAUGGAAGAUACUCAAAAGAUUUAUGGUUUCACAGUGAGCUUGUAUGACAUAGAAGAGUCCGUCAAAACACUUUGGCCAGAAACGUUGAAAUUUCUCAAUCAAGGAGAUAAUUACAAAUAUGUAAACCCCAAUGGUAGUUUCCAAUGGCUUGUGGAAAACUUGCAAAAUCCCAAGAAGAACAAGAUGGCUGGCGGUUACUCAACAUGUCAUUUCUGGUCCAAUUUUGAGAUUGGCGAUAUGGAUUUCUUUAGGAGUGAGGCAUAUAGUACUUGGUUCAAAUAUCUAGAUUCCACUGGUGGAUUCUAUUACGAAAGAUGGGGCGAUGCACCUGUUCAUUCUAUUGGAGUUAGUCUUUUUGCAGACAAGUCCAAAAUCCACUGGUUUAGAGAUUUGGGCUAUAAUCAUGACCCCUAUUUCAACUGCGCCAGAACUCCUUGGACAUCGGCUUGUACAGUGGCAAGAUUUUCAAGAUAUGAGCAUUUGAAUAAGGAAAAUUGUGUUAUCAAUUGGUUGGAGUAUGAUGAAAUAAAAGACGUUUAUUGA